AUGAAGCGGUUGAUGGAGGACGAGCGGUGCGCGGCGGCGCGGACCGACCCGACGUCCCGACCGAUGCGGCGUAAGGAGGCCAAGGUGGCCCUCGGCUUGAAGAUGAAGCGGGCGAUGGAGGACGAGCGGUCCACGGCGGCGCGGACCGACCCGAGGUUCCGACAGAUGCGGCGUAAGGAGGCCAAGGUGGCCCUCGACUCGAGGUUUACCCCCAUGCUCACGGACCCCAUGUUCGAUUCUUCGUUAGUGGACAAGCGAGGCAGACGCCGCAAGAAGAGCGCCAGGGAGAACCCCAUCCUGCAUUACUAUCUCAACGAAGAGGCGGGGGACGAAAAGGACAAGGAUAAGACGGAGCAAGAGGAGCUGAUUUGUGAAGAGGAGGAUCAUGCGCUGGAACAAGAGAGUCCUAGUAGCGAUGACGAGGAGGACGGCCAUGACCAGUACUUUGUGGGCUGCGACGUUGCUCAUCACUUGAUGUCUAGGCAUGAUGAUACACAUGUGAUUGACAAGGAAACUCACAGGCUUGCUGUUGUGAACAUGGACUGGGAUCAUAUUAAGGCGGUGGACUUGUAUAUGGUCAUGACAUCUUGUAUUCCGGAAGGUGGGCGAGUUCUAUCAGUCUCGAUAUAUCCAACAGAAUUUGGACUGAAGUGCAUGAACAUUGAGACAACUGAAGGCCCUUCUGCUCUUUUUGGUGCUGAUGGUUAUGGUGGUGAUGAUGGUGGGAAAGAUGAUGACAGUGAUGAUGGAUAUGGUGAUGGCGAAGAAGAUGAACUUGACUCUAAGACUGAGAACAACAAGCUCCGUACUUAUGGGCUAAACAAACUGAGGUACUACUAUGCAGUUGUGGUGUGUGAUUCUAGUGCAACUGCGGAUCACAUAUACACAACUCUUGAUGGUACCGAGUUCUUGAAAACGGCAAAUGUGUUUGAUUUGCAGUUUAUUUAUGACUCUAUGGAGUUCAAAUACCCUGCUCAUGAUGUAGCUACAGAGGCACCUUUGAGUUACAAGGAUCCUGAUUUUGAGACUUGUCCUUCGCAGCAUACCAAAGUUAAGCCCACCUGGGAUGAUGAUGAACCAGAUUAUAAGAUCUUGAGGGAAAUGUUCAAACAUAAGUUUGAUGACAUUUAUAAAUAUAUUGAAAGUGAUGAGAGUGCAUCAGAAGAUGUAGAUGAUUCCGGUUACCGGUCUCGGCCAAAUGGUGUAUCGAAAUGGAAGUUAACAAAUAAGGACAGGUUGGCUCUUUUACUAGAAGGAAAUAAAUCUGAUGUGGAACAAAGACAUGACCAAGACAUGGAGGUAACAUUCAACAUGGAGCUCAAGGACUUCAGCAGAUGUAUCCUUGAGAGAAAGGGUAUUGAGACGAAGACUAUAUGGGAGAUGCACCAAGGAAAAAUGAAGGAGAAGCAGAAAGGUAGAAAGAGGUGGCCAAAGGAUGAUGAUGACUAUAGCAACAAAGAUAGCGCUGAUGAUUUCCUUGAUGAAAAGUUGUUUGAAGAAGCUAAGCCGAUGAAGAAACCAAAGGUGAAGGCCAAAGGGAAAGGAAAGACAAGGCUCCAGAGGAACAUUAUGAGCCAGAAGCAACUAAAGAGCCUGAGGAAGUGAGGGAGAGCGCCCGGAUGCUGGUAGCGGACUGUGACCUAGAUGUGAUUGUCGAGUAGUAGUAGUCUGAAAAAUGAUGUAGUGGCCUUUGUGGCCUUGGUGAUGCCGGUUAUGGAUAAACUUAUUCCCCGCAAAAAAAUGUAACGCAAAAAAAUGUAUUUGUAUCAUGUAGUGUACAUCCUGUGCUGUCACUUGAGCGUUUGUCUUGGAAGACGUGAUGAA
This is a messenger RNA of Triticum dicoccoides, 1824 nucleotides long. RefSeq names its product pre-rRNA-processing protein esf1-like. The coding region runs from base 1 to 1605 and encodes 534 amino acids. The transcript has 7 exons. The record is from RefSeq and is a predicted model, not a curated record. Lineage: Eukaryota; Viridiplantae; Streptophyta; Magnoliopsida; Poales; Poaceae. Gene Ontology annotation, biological process: rRNA processing. Gene Ontology annotation, molecular function: RNA binding.